Molecule: messenger RNA, 695 nt
Organism: Osmia lignaria (orchard mason bee)
Lineage: Eukaryota; Metazoa; Arthropoda; Insecta; Hymenoptera; Megachilidae
Product: histone H2B
Cellular component (GO): nucleosome
Molecular function (GO): DNA binding; structural constituent of chromatin; protein heterodimerization activity
Source: RefSeq, a predicted model, not a curated record
CUCACUGCUACGUAUUGUGUCUCGAGUUUACGAAAUCGUUACGAAAAUGCCUCCUAAAGCAAGUGGUAAGGCUGUGAAGAAGGCUGGCAAAGCUCAGAAGAACAUCAGCAAAACCGAUAAGAAGAAGAAGAGGAAGAGGAAGGAAAGCUACGCAAUCUACAUCUACAAAGUGUUGAAGCAAGUCCAUCCUGACACUGGAAUUUCCAGCAAGGCGAUGAGCAUUAUGAACAGUUUUGUGAAUGAUGUAUUUGAGCGGAUUGCUGCUGAAGCCUCACGCCUAGCUCAUUACAACAAGAGAUCGACCAUCACAUCUCGGGAGAUCCAAACUGCUGUCAGACUAUUGUUGCCUGGUGAAUUAGCGAAGCACGCUGUUUCUGAAGGCACCAAAGCAGUUACGAAAUACACCAGUUCGAAGUAAUUGCUGCGACAUAUUCCAAUCGGCCCUUUUAAGGGCCAACAAUUUUUAUUACGUGAACCAACCUCUUUUCUAACAUGUUCUUAUUUUUAUCCCAUGAUUGUAAUAUGAAUGGAACUUCUUUUACAUGACUUCACAUAAUUAUAUUUAACUUUACAAUUAAUAAAAGCAGUCGUAGCAGUUGUCAUAACAUUAAAAAAAUUAUCAGUAUGUGGUAAUAUGAAUUACCAAGUAAAGAAAAUGCAGACCAUUGAAGUAAAGGAAUAAGUUUGAAACAAAA